AAUUCAUAUCAAUAAAUGAUAUAAACCCCAACAGGGGUGUGCGGAUAACCGAUUUUUUCGGCUAACGGAUAAAUCGGCUAAUGCCGAUUUUUUGAGAACCGGCUAACGGCUAAUUCGGCUAACGACUAAUUUCAAAAUUUUCGGCUAACGGCUAAUUCGGCUAAAAUCAAUCGGUCAAAUCGGCUAAUUUUCGGCUAAUUCGGCUAAUUCGGAAAAUAUUCAUUUGGUUAAGCUUUUUUGUCCAUUCUGUUAAUUCAGGUUUUGGGUUAAUUUGUUCACUGUUAUUGAGCAAAUUCAGUGAUGAACGACUGCUCAAAUAGGAAAAAAUCAUACAAAUUCACCACAGUUUGUUUUCCGAAAAAUAUGUUAGUUGAAUUAGCCGAAAUAGCCGAUCGGCGAAUUCGGCUAACAUCGGCCAAAAUCGGCUAACGGAUAACUACGUAUUAGCCCAACUGCCAAAAAGUCGGCUAACGGCUAAUUCGGCUAAUCGGUAAAAAGGUUGGCUAACGGAUAAUUCGGCUAAUAUUAGCCGAGUUAGCCGAAUUAGCCGAUCGGCGAAUUCGGCUAAAUCGGCUAUUAUCCGCACACCCCUGAACCCCAACCAACUCAUAACUCGAUUAUGGUGCAUCGACGGGGACUUUAUCAAAUUAAUCGAUUUGGCUAGGACAUCUACUCGUUUCCGACGGAGUUUGAAACAAGUAAAUCGAAAAAUUUUCAACGUAAUCAUUGAAUGCUAUGAUGAGUAUUCUUCCGAAUUGGGAAACUAUUUCUGGUAUCGAAGGAUAACAGUUUUGGAAACAGAGAGAGAUAUGCAAUUUGCUUAUCACUUUAUGAUGAAUCAAGAACAAGGAAUCAACUGGGCAACUCAUCAGAACGUCCAUUAUUUUAUUAAUCUGUUUUGCACGUACCACAAGGAUGUGAACAAGUCGCCAUGCUUGUCCUAUGAAACUUCACAAGAGUUAAUCAAUCUUUUGGGCAUUUUAAAUGAUUCAUUUAAAAUCGACCAUGUUGAAUUGGCAAUGGAACGUGAUGAAAUCUUUGGGGAAUUCAAAUCCGCACUGAGUCAUCCAUUAUUUCGGAAAUGCCAUUUUGUUAAAGUUCUCGGCGAGCUAUCGUUCGUUGACACAGAAGACGUGGAAUUCAUAUUGAAGAAUUUCGAUUUGAAAUUUGGAUUUUCAAAUUGUAGUUUUCAACUAGUCGGGUUCAACAAAAAACUCAUAAAACUGUUUUACAAUAUUCCACGGUUGGACUUACGAAGAUGCCCAAAAUUAACAUUAGACGAUUUGAAACUGAUGAAUUGCGAAACGAUUCGAUUCGAUUAUUUUGGUGGAUUCUCGGGAAUACAACUAAACUGGCACAUUCAAUACUGGUUUGCCGGAAAUAUGUCAAAACUACGAAGAUUUCAAUUAAACUACUGGCCUUAUGAGUGGACUGAUGACUUAUGUGAUGGUUUGCCACACUCCGAGUGGAAUCCAAAACGUCGAGCAAGAUAUUUCUAUGAUGAUCUGGAAGUCGUUGAUUGUUUAAAAGGACGCGAUAUCGAAAGAAGUGACGGUCUACUUGCAACUAUUUUAGUCGAAUAUGAUACCAUGUACUUUCUCAUAUGGCAUGAUAGAUUCCCGAUGGAUCAACAAACAUUGUUUCGCUUUACGGAUAAUUAAUAUUUACAUGCUUUUUGAAUUUUUGCAAUAUAAAUUACCAUUUUCUUG
Molecule: messenger RNA, 1709 nt
Organism: Caenorhabditis elegans
Lineage: Eukaryota; Metazoa; Nematoda; Chromadorea; Rhabditida; Rhabditidae
Gene: T27A1.2
Product: F-box associated domain-containing protein
Exons: 5
Coding region: 810-1661 (283 amino acids)
Source: RefSeq, marked reviewed